Messenger RNA from Oncorhynchus mykiss (rainbow trout), 2417 nucleotides. The record is from RefSeq and is a predicted model, not a curated record. NCBI's taxonomy places the organism in Eukaryota, Metazoa, Chordata, Actinopteri, Salmoniformes, Salmonidae.
CUGAACACAAACCACCGCACACUUUUACCCACGAAGAUAAGCAAUCGGAUAAUGACAAACGAUUCGAUUUGCGUUUAAAUGGUCAAGUCAAAUGAUGAACAAGAAAACUGACGGCGAAAUAUGCCAAAUCCAAGAAAGCACGAUCAUAACACUGGCUCAAAUGACUUAAGUGAAAUCUGGAGUCAUGGUUCCACAUUUUCACAAAAAAGGCUGAGAACAAACAAAUCGGGUAAAAGUCAGAAACUGACACCCCAAUCUUCACCUUCUGUCAGGAAGUCACCACAUACUCGGUCUAAAGAUCUGGAGACCCCCAAACGACGAGCGAGGGGCAGAUACACGGGUUUAAACAACACUGCUGAUUCCCCCGGGGAUGGAGAUAUUUUACAAGACAUCAUAUGGGACCCGGCAUCACCUACUCCUGCUAGAAGUGGCGAAGGGCCCGGCAACACCAGAGUUGUUGAGAUAUCAGACAUUGUCAAUCGGAUCGCCCCUAAGGAUGCCCAGCAUGUCUCUGUGGAUAGUCCUCUGCUCCAGUGGAUUGGGGACAGUGCUGUCCCAUGUACCCCAGAGGUACGCCCGCCCAAAGCAAGGAAGAGAUCCACUCGGAAAAGCUCAGUGGAGGACUUGAUGCAGCUGGCCAGGCAGUUUGACAUCAACAUGCACCAGCAGGACCGAGAGAAGAGGAGCGCUGAACACACAAACAAUACCAUAAACAACAACCGCUACGGGGAGGAACCCAAGGGCCCGACGACAAUGUCGUCAUCAGCCCAGCAGGUAGAGGCGGAGCUUAACGCUCUGUUCGACGGGCCGACGCAGCGAGUCACCGGACGGCUCAGCCAAGGGUCGACCGCCUCCACCUGUUCUCAGGAGGUCAAGGUUCAAGUUGGGGUCAGCCGUCUCACUGCCAAUGACCUCGUCAAAGAGUCGGAGGUCAAGCCUGGCGGGGGAAGCACGUCUGGUUCAUCGGCUCGUACUGGUAAAGAGGAAGUGGGACAGUGGAACGCCAUGACGACUGUGGCGAAAGACGAGGACUUUGACUGGGAGGAUGAUGACCUUCUCAGUGACCCUAUCGUGUUGGAGAUGACCCAGAAUCCCGAGGGGCUGAAAACGCUGUCCCCCAAACCCAGCAGCUCACUGACUCUGAGCACUGACAGAGACCACACACAGCUGCUGACAGAUACAGAGAAGACCCUACCACCCUCCUCUACUACCUCUAAUCCUAUCAGCCUGCCAUCUCACUCUGUCUGGAAGGGGACAAGCACACACCUUCAACCCUCAAACAGAGGUGGCCUCACUGGGCCAUGUCCUAAACCCAAGCCCACCAGCAGAAGCACUUUCCUGCUGGAGCCCAACCUUUGUUUCCAGGUGAAUAUGGCUCCGACAACCAAAGAAGCACUCAGACCGUUCCUCACUGUUGGAGAGGCCCAGCCUGAGAGACCCAGGCCCGGCGUGUCUGCGGCUGUGGGGAGUAGGGGCCCCAGUAGAGACUCUGCAGAAGGGAAGGCUGAUGGGGUGAGCACAGCCACAACUCCAACCUCACGUGGAACCACAGCCCCAGACUCAGCUUUCAAAGACCUCUCAGAGGAGGACCUCCAGUCCCUGUUUGACUCUGAGUUGCUUUGGAACGACGACGAAGGUGACGAUGACGAACUGCUGUAUCAGGUGUGUGACGACAUGGAGAGGAUCUCCAACAGUCAGCACCUGUCCAAGGAGGCCUCCGUAACCAUGGAUGCCACUGAGAUCCGCUUCCAAGAGAGCAAACCGAAAGCUCCUCCAUCCGCCCCUCUGGCUGCAACGAGAGAGGGGACUGUGACUAUAGAUAUGGCUGUAGGUGGUCCUAGCAGUAAACAGUCAACCACCUGCACGUCUGGCCGCUCCAACUCAGCACCAGGAGAUGGGAGCAGCACCCCUGUGCACUUUCAGAGAUGGAACAUUCCAGCGAAAGCAGGAAAUGUUUGGGUCGGACAUCAUACAGUCACGUCCCAGAACCAUCUAGGCAGCGGGGAGGGUCUGGGCAAGUUUACCCAGCUGAAGGGUGCUCCAGGCUGUGGAACAUUUGGCCUAGGAUCCCUUGGAGUUAGAACCUUCCAAGCGGAGAACUCAAAGUCGGUCAUGCCACGGACAGUGUCGGCGAGAACCCUCCCAAACUCAAAUUCCCAUCAUGCGUCAUCGUUCAAGAGACAUCUGUCGGACUCGGCCGCCAUCGGCAACAAAGUGUUUGUCAACAGUCAGAUGACGGGGAGAUGCACGGAGGAGGAGAUUGAGAGGAAGAAGCAGGAGGCCAUAGCCAGAAGAAGGACCAGAGAAACCUCCCUAAAAGCAGGGGGACUUCCUCUGUGACUCAACACUGGGACACUAGAUUAAUACACAGUAAACCACAAUACCUGUAGAAUAGCUAUCCUAUGCUAGGCAGGUAC